AUGACACCUAUGGUUCAUCUGCUGCUGCUCCUGCUCCUGCUCGGCACUGCUGGUGGGAAGGGCCUGGAGGAGAAGAAGGGCCCGUUAGAGAACAAGGUUCUGGAUGUACCUGAGGCGACACCAGUACCCUAUCCUAUUUAUCAGUUCAUAUCAUCCCAUCCAAAUGUGAAUGGGUUCAGGCUGAAUGGAGAAGGAGCGCAAGUUGUUAUGAUCUCUGAUGAUGGAUGGCUCUACCUGGACGAGCCUCUAGACUGGGCCAAAGACGACCAUUAUGUUAUCGGGGUGGAGGCGCUGACAGACAGUGUAGUAGUGGAGGGCCCAGUUUUUGUGACCAUAAAUGUGCUGGAUGUCAACAACAACGCUCCAUUCUUCAACCAGACUGACUACACUGCCAUGGUUAAAGAAAACAAUCCUGCAGGUGUUCCGAUUGUCCGUGUGUUUGCGUCGGAUUUGGACGACCCCGAGACUCCUAACGCUCAUCUCAGCUACAGCCUUGUCAGCCAGAUCCCCAACAGACAUAACAAACUUCUCUUCCAGAUUGACCCUGUCACUGGAGUGAUCUCCACCACAGAAGAGGGGGAGAAGAUGCUGAAGGCCAGAGAGGCCAUCCUGUACAGCAGGGGCGAGGGCCACAGCACUGAUGCUCUGCAGAGGAAGUUUGAGGAGUUUUGCCCUGCACAGAGUAUCCCCUACGAGCAGAACCCCUUCUACAUGUGUGUUGAGAGAGCAGAGAUGAGGAGGAAAAACAUAGACCCCCUGGAGGACCCAGACUUCACCCUGAUUGUGCGAGUGCAGGACCUCGGUGGAGCGUCAGGGAAUGCGCUGAGUGGAAACACCAAGGUGCACAUCGUUGUGCAGCCGAACCUGUGGAUCAACCCUGGACCAGUCACUGUUAGGGAACACCUUGACAUAAGUUACCCUAUAGUCAUCACUAAGGUCCAGUCCAAUGAGCCCAGCGCUGUCUAUAGGCUAGUGCAGAAGGAGCGAGAGCUGAAAUUCCCGUUCAGCAUCACAACGGAGGGAGAGAUACAGCUGAUGGAGGAACUGGAUAGAGAAGAGAAGGACAUGUACAUCCUGGUGGUGUUGGCUGAGGAUGGCCAUGGCAAUGAGGUGGACCCACCCAUGGAGAUUCAUGUUGUGGUGGAAGAUGUGAAUGACAACCCACCUGUGUGUGGGGAGGAGGAAAGUGUAUUUGAAGUGCAGGAGGAUGAGCCUAUGGGCAGCCAAAUAGGAACGCUUCUGGCCCAUGAUGCUGAUGAGCCUGGAACAGGCAAUGCUAUGCUCACGUUUGAAAUCCUGUCCCAGCAUCCUGACACCAAUACCUUCACCAUGGAUGGCCCUACUGGACAAAUGCAGACAAUGCGUGUGCUGCAGCGAAAAGAUGCCACAGAGUACCACCUCACUGUUCGUGUCAGCGACCCUGAUUUCACAACACAGUGCAGAGUCACCAUCAAGGUCAUCGACAUCAACAACGAGCUGCCUCUGUUUGAGAAGAAUGAUUAUGGGAGUCACACUCUUGCGGAGGACACUCCUGUGGGACACACUGUGCUGACCCUGAAGGCAACAGAUGCCGAUGACCCAGGCAGCGGCAGCUCCCGCAUUGAGUUCCACAUCUCUGCUGGUAAUGAUGACGAAGUCUUUGCCAUUGAAACAGACGGCGAUGGUGAGGGCAGACUGGUUGUAGUUAAGCCUCUGGACUUUGAAACCACUCCUUUACAUGAGCUCAAGAUCGAUGCCCGUAACCCUGAGCCCCUGAUGAAAGGUCUGGAAUACGGCAGUGACUCCUCUGCCUCCUUGUCUGUAUCUGUCACUGAUGUGGACGAGGCCCCAGAGUUCAGCCUGGACACUCUGGAUGUGGCUGUGUUUGAAAACAUCUCUAAAGGAGGCGUCCUGCUCAAGGUGGAGGCCAAGGACCCAGAGGGCAAAGAGAUUGGCUUCAAGUUGGACGGAGAUGCCCACGGCUGGCUGCAGAUCGAUGCUGCCACAGGAGAGAUCACGGCCAAAGGCAAACUGGACAGAGAGACCGCCGAGACGUUCGAGGUCACUGUCACUGCUUUCGAGAAAGCCAACCCAGAGAAAUCCACCGAGCAUGUCAUGUCUGUGAGGUUGUUGGAUGUGAACGACAACACCCCCAAGCUGGUAGAGUCCCAGGCCUUCAUCUGUGUGCAGAAGCCCCAGCCCGUCAUCAUUCGGGCCCAAGAUGCAGAUGAAGACCCCUUCGCCGGCCCCUUCACUUUUACCUUUGGCAACGGCAAGAAAUCCCACAACUGGGACCUGGUCGCUGUUGAUGGUACAUCGGCUAAACUAACCAUGAAGAAAAAGCCAAGCGAAGACAAAACCUUCUCACUUCCCAUUACUGUCAAAGACAACGCAGGUUUGGGCGUCCCACAAUCAUUUGAGGUGAGAGUAUGUAACUGCACAGAGCUCGGGUACUGCUACACUGCACCAGGUGACCAUGGCUUCAAGUAUGGAAUGGGAGCCACCAUCGGCAUCCUUGCUGGAAGUCUUGGAUUUGCCGCUCUGAUCUUCAUCAUCGCCGUCAAUCAGGCAAAGAAGACGAACAAAAAGAAAGCCACUGUUGUGGAGGGAGACACGGAUGCCAUGCUGUAGAGAUCACACACACACACACACACACACAGACACACACACACAGACACACACACUUGUUUUAGCCUAUUUUAUUUUAUUUGCAAGGGAGAGAGGUGGAAAAGAUUGUUGUCAUAGCUGUACUUUAUUACACUACCUGGUCUUAUCCUAAUCAUACAUUUAUUCAGCUCAGUGACUUAAUUUAUUAAAAUUUUGACUCUCAGGCUGAGGUUGUUGCAUGGUCUCAUUCAUUUUAAUAUCUCAUUUGAUAAUAGUAUAACAGUUUGUUUAUGGCCCAGAGCUCAUUUUACUAUUGCUUUUGCUAGCUUGAUGAUUUCAGUUGUUAUUGUGGUUGUUUUUUGAUAUGCUGUUCUAUCAAUGAUAGCUGUGCUUCACAGCUGGCUGCUGAAACCUGUUAGAACAAUUUAUCCAACCUAGA
Molecule: messenger RNA, 3025 nt
Organism: Myripristis murdjan (pinecone soldierfish)
Lineage: Eukaryota; Metazoa; Chordata; Actinopteri; Holocentriformes; Holocentridae
Gene: cdh17
Product: cadherin 17, LI cadherin (liver-intestine)
Exons: 18
Coding region: 1-2610 (869 amino acids)
Biological process (GO): cell-cell adhesion mediated by cadherin; cell morphogenesis; cell-cell junction assembly
Cellular component (GO): plasma membrane; catenin complex; adherens junction
Molecular function (GO): beta-catenin binding; cadherin binding; calcium ion binding
Source: RefSeq, a predicted model, not a curated record